Messenger RNA from Exophiala spinifera, 1026 nucleotides. RefSeq lists its product as uncharacterized. The transcript has 2 exons. Lineage: Eukaryota; Fungi; Ascomycota; Eurotiomycetes; Chaetothyriales; Herpotrichiellaceae. The record is from RefSeq and is a predicted model, not a curated record. Bases 1 to 1026 code for a protein of 341 amino acids.
AUGACGACGAUGUUGGACUUAAAACUAAAACAGUCUUUACUUAUACUUGGCUCCCUAUCGACACUCCGGGGCUUCCACUACGAAUUUGGCGAUAUGCGUCUGCUGGAGGACUUGGUACAACGAGACCUGGAAGCGUGGCUUCCGCGGGUGGGCACUGAAGACUAUGGAGAAUUCCAAGAUGCACAAACAGCACAUAGUAACAGCUGGAAGGCCCUCACUUCAGAAUUUGUGUCUGUCUUCCCUGGUGCCUUCCCGAAAGAUGAGGAAGCUUUGAAGACGCUAGCAUGUCAACUGCGCAGUCAGCUCAGGCACACUCUUGAACGGAUGAGCCAGCUCCCGGAUGGGCGUGAGAAGACAUUCCUGAAACCACUACAGCAAUUCGUGUGCGCAGAUCUUACGUGGGAGAUGAACGCUUGGCUGGUUCUUUACAGCUCUGCUGUGAUCCCUUCCGGGGAUCAGUUUGGUUCAAAACUGUGGAACACACGCAACCGAGACUGGAACCAGUUAGCGGAGUUCCUGGGUACUUCGUGUCUAUUUAGCAAGCCUCUCACCUCCAGGAAGCUUACCGCAACAUCUCUUCAAGACUGGAUCCGGAAGCUGGAGUCAUUAUUCUGUGGUCUAGAAGAUCACCAUAUCGACUCAAGCGAGCCAAUAAAUGUGGCGGUCUUUUACGUGUGCGAAGCGAAUGACAAUGAAUUCAUCAAACACUUUCGAGGCUUACAUUGCUUCGCCACCGUUGGGAGGAACGCCACUUCGGAGGCCGGCAAAUGGCUGUAUCGAUGCAUCUUGGAAAAGCACGAGUCAUCGGUCACCGAAGAUGAUCUCAUCAUGAACAACCGGGGACCAACAUACCACAAGACCUUUGAAGAUCAAUCUCGGGCCGUCCAAUGCUGGGAAGACAUUGUUGGAAACUCCAAACAUCUUUUAGAUCAUCGCUGUCCAAGGCCCGGUCCGGGAAGUAGGGCCGCAUCGGAUCGUCCUAAUGUAUUUAAGGACAUUGAGCUUUUCCAAGCAUACAUGAUCUAA